This is a messenger RNA of Pyricularia grisea, 2114 nucleotides long. RefSeq lists its product as uncharacterized. The record is from RefSeq and is a predicted model, not a curated record. Gene Ontology annotation, cellular component: membrane; GPI-anchor transamidase complex. The transcript is spliced from 4 exons. Gene Ontology annotation, biological process: attachment of GPI anchor to protein. Lineage: Eukaryota; Fungi; Ascomycota; Sordariomycetes; Magnaporthales; Pyriculariaceae. The coding region runs from base 65 to 1885 and encodes 606 amino acids.
GUUGUCGGCGGUAGGAGCUUGAAAAUCAACCCAACACGCCCGAGUAGGCGCCGGGAAUUUUCCAAUGCCGCGCUUAUUAUCUACUAUCCUGAGCCUACGGCGGGAUCCCCGGAUCCUCAAGCUCCCACCUUACCUCUCGGUGCUGUGCAUAGUCGUCGGCAUCGUGUCCCUACUGCUUCUUCCUCUCGAUAACUUCACGAGGAGGACUUACAUAUCGGAAAAUGCACUCCUCCCAGGCCAGGUGCACACGUACUUUGCCGGUAGCGAUCAGAAUGUCUUUCGGGCUUAUAAACACGAGGUCAACAGCCUGGUUGGCAAGAGCAACGUCGAGAUCAACGACAAGCUCGAGAGCAUCCUCAAAGGCGUAGGGCUCAAGGUUGGCCGCCAGAACUUCACCUACUCGUCAUCCGGAAUCCAGCACAACGGCGAGAACAUCUACGCAAUCCUCCAGGCGCCCCGCGGCGAUGCGACCGAGGCCAUCGUGCUCGUGACGGCCUGGCGCAACCCCAAGGGCGAGCUGAACCGAAACGGCGUGGCCCUGGCCCUGACGUUGGCGCGCUACUUCCGGCGCUGGUCCCUCUGGUCCAAGGACAUCAUCUUUUUGCUGCCGCCGGACUCGCUGGCUGGGCCCCAGGCCUGGGUCGACGCCUACCACGACGCGCACGACCCGCGCAAGGUGGCGGCGCUCCCUCUCAAGUCGGGUGCUCUGCAGGGCGCGCUGGCGCUCGACUACACCCGUGAGGACCGCUACGAGAGCGUGCAUCUCGUCUAUGACGGCGUCAACGGCCAGCUGCCGAACCUGGACCUGUUCAACAGCCUCGUGCACGUCGCCGGUGGCCAAAUGGGCAUGGGCGUCUCGAUCCAGGACAUGUGGCACCACCGCAACGAUUACCGCGACCGGCUGCGCACCAUGCUGCGUGGCAUGCUGCGUCAGGGCCUUGGAGCAGGCACGGGCGCACACUCGUGCUUCAUGCCGUACCACGUCGAUGCCGUCACGCUGGUUCCGUACGGCGACGGCUGGCAGGACGAGAUGGCCCUGGGCCGCGUUGUCGAGGGUACCUUUCGCAGUCUCAAUAACUUGCUUGAGCAUCUUCACCAGAGCUUCUUCUUUUACCUGCUCAUGCACAAGGAGCAUUUUGUCAGCAUCGGCACAUACCUGCCCAGCGCCAUGUUACUGGGCGCGAAUUUUACCAUCAUGUCCAUCCUGAUGUGGUUCAAGAGCGGGCAGCCCGAGGAGGAGGAGGAGCCCAAGGGUCAGGUGACUGCUGCUAAAACUGGAGUUUCCGUGGCAUCGGAACCUCUGCAGGUUGUUGAGCGUGAGCUUUUGGUUCCGCUGUCGGUGAUAGGCACUUGCCUGUUCCUUGGCGCUGUGCCUCUAUACAUUUUUAACCACCUCUCUGCAGGUCUUUUAUAUCCGUCCUUCAUCGCCUUCUCGAUAAUCAACAUCUUCCUACCGCCCAUUGCCUCGCAGCUCCUAGAGACGCUCUACCGGCCCACGACGCAGCAGUACCAGCUCAUCAAGUGCUUCUACCUCCUGGUCCUAGGCAUGUUCAUCUCAUCCCUCGCCAUCCUCAACUUCUCCCUCGCCUUCUGGAUCGGCCUCGUCGCCACCCCCCUGACCUUCACCCGACCCUUCCCGACCUCGCCCGCCCUCCGCUGGGCCUACGUCGCCCUGCUCAACGUCGCCUCCCCGCCCGCCGUCUUUGCCGUCGCCUGCGCCGCCUGGCGUCUGGACGUUGCCGAAGUUCUGCAGGCCGCCGCUUUUGGCUGGGAUGUUUGGGGCAUGUACACCGCCGUCGUGGUCUGGUGCGUCUGGUGGCCCGCGUGGCUUGCCGGUUCGCUCGUCGUGCUUGGGAGGCCCGCUGCAAAGGUCAAGACUGCCUAGAACUGUGGGAGGAGCUUUAUCUUCCAUUGAAAUGACGGUUUCUUUCCUAUGCUAGAUGACAAACAAGAACAAGGUGUGGAUGUGCCCGGUUGUGAUGCCUGUCUUGGUGUACUCAUGAUAUGAUCCUAGGCAGCUAGAAUCUUGCUACGAUAGAUUUUUCACCUGGUUCAUGUGUCCGUGUGUGUGUUCAAGUAGUGACAUGGAGAAUGUGAAUAUGCGUGGAGUACAA